Penicillium salamii is the source of this 1452-nucleotide messenger RNA. Lineage: Eukaryota; Fungi; Ascomycota; Eurotiomycetes; Eurotiales; Aspergillaceae. The record is from the annotation of a GenBank genome assembly.
AUGGCACCCAAUGACUCUGUUCCCGGGCUGGUCACAGCUGACCCAGGCCUACCACGGCCCAACCCCACACAUUCCUACUGGCAACACAUUCCACAUGCGCUCGCGGACGUUCAAUCACCGGACUUGCCAACCGAUCAAGAUUUCGCGAUCAUUGGAUCCGGGAUCACAGGUCUGGCAGUGGCUAAAACUCUACUGGAACAACAUCCCACUGCGAAAGUAACUGUGUUGGAGGCUCGGGCGCUCUGUUCCGGGGCCACUGGACGCAAUGGUGGUCAGAUGGCUGCCAAUGCGGGAGAACAGUAUUCAAGUCUGGCGGAGACUCAUGGUGCCGAAACAGCGGGCAAGAUAGUGGAUUUCACUUUCCAUAAUCUGGAAAAGAUGCAGGAGCUGAUCAGAGAAUAUGAUGCUGUGGAACUGAGCGAGAUGCAAAGUCUCCAGAAAUUGCGAGUGUUUCUCACACAGGGCAAAUUCAAUGAAUUCAAAAGAAGCAUUGAGCACCUGGAAGCAGAUCAUCCUUCUAAAAAAGGAUUGUAUACAAUUGUGGACGCCGACACAGUAGUCAAGAACCAUGGAAUCCACGGCACAUUUGGAGGCGCACUCCUUCCUGCUGGCACAGUUUGGCCAUACCGUCUGGUCACAAAGGUAUUCUCUGCGCUGUUGGAAAAGUACCCCGAGCGACUAAAACUGGAAACCCAUACUCCGGUCGAGUCCGUUGAGUAUACUUCUCCAUCACGAUCGCCUGCAGGAGCCAUCAAUUUCUACGCAUUGCACACUCCUCGUGGCUCACUUCGCGCUGGAGUUGUGAUUCAUUGUACCAACGGGUACAGUGGCCAUCUUCUGCCCAAGUUAAGAGGACUGGUUCAUCCUUUCAAAGGCACAAUGACGGUUCAAGAUCCAGGAAACUCUGUACCGAAUCGGGGUGCUGCUUUCUCAUGGGGCUUCCAUUAUCCGCCAUCCUCUGACCCGCAAACUAAGCGCGUUGGAUACGGACUUUAUUAUCUUGGACAGAGUGCCAAGUCCGGGUAUUUUUACUUCGGUGGGGAGAAUGCUCGCGUUGACGAGUCAGUGACAGCCGAUGAUAGCUUCGUGGCCGAGCACUCUGUUGGUCACCUUCAGUCAGUUCUGCCAAAAUUCUUCGGUAAAACAGAUAUAUCCAACUGGCGUCUGAUCGGUUCAUGGAGUGGGAUCAUGGGUGAAACACCCGAUGGGCUUCCGAUUGUUGGGCAGUUGUCACCGGCAUUGACAGGGCGAAAAGGGGACGGCGAAUGGAUUGCCGCCGCAUUCAAUGGUUAUGGCAUGGCAAAUAGCUUGAUGAGUGGCGAGGCCUUGGCUUUGAUGAUACUUGGAGAGGAUGUUAGUAGCUGGCUUCCACUCGCGUACGGACUAGGGGAAAAGAGGUUGCGGGAAACGCUCACGAUCCCUAAGGCCGUCGACGCCCUCUCGAAGCUAUGA